UGAAGACCAUGUUGUGCUCAGCUCAUGCACUGCUCAACGAUGCUGAGGAGAAGCAACUUCGAAACCAGGAGGUCAGGAUGUGGCUUAUCGAGCUUCAAGAUGUGAUCUAUCAGGCUGAUGACUUGGUGGAUAGGAUUGACUAUGAAGCUCUGCGAUCCAAGCUUGAAGAUGAUCAAUCUAGCAGCAGCAGUGCCAGCAAGGUACUCAUGAAAUUUAUGCCACCCUUUCUGUCCACAUUUGAUAAAACUGUUAAGCUUGAUUCCAUGGAGAUACUUCGUAAGCUAAAGAUUCUUGUUGAUAAAAAAGAUGUUCUUGGCCUGAGAGAAGGUGCUCAGAACAAACCUUGGCCAAGGCGUUUAGCUCGUUUGGUAGAACAUGCUGAUGUUUAUGGGAGGGAUGCUGAGAAAAAAAUCAUUGUUGAUCAGUUGCUGAAAGAUGAUGUUGAUAGUGGUAGUAACAUUUCUGUCAUCUCGAUUGUUGGGAUGGGUGGUCUUGGCAAAACCACUCUUGCUCAAGUUGUUUAUGAAGAUGAUAGAGUACAAAAGUAUUUUGAGCUAAAAGUAUGGAUUACUGUGUCGGAUGAGUUUGAUAUUUUCAGGAUAACAAAAGAGAUCUUUGAGGGGGUCACCACCAACAAAUGUGGUACUGAAAACUUCGACGAACUUCGAAGGAAAUUGAAGGAAGCAUUGAGGGGGAAGAAAUUUCUCUUUGUUCUUGAUGAUGUUUGGAACGAGUCUUAUUCUUUGUGGGACACACUGAAGAGUUCUUUUGAGUUUGGAGCAAAUGGAAGUAAAAUUCUUGUGACUACCCGAAGCACAAUUGUCGCCUCUACUAUGGCCACUGGGAAGGUUCAUCAUCUACAAACUUUGUUGAAUGAAGAUUCUUGGCAGUUAUUUGUGAAAUAUGCUUUUGAAAAUAAUUUUGACCAGAAUAGCAACAAAGAUCUGCAAGCACUUGGUAGAAAAAUAGUGGAGAAGUGCAAAGGCCUUCCUUUAGCAAUAAAAUCUCUUGGUGGAUUACUGCGCUGUGAACAAAAUCCUAAAAAAUGGGAAGACAUACUUGGCAGUGACACAUGGGAGGAAUUGUACAAGAAAGAGAACUCCAUUCUUCCAGCUUUAUGGUUGAGCUAUCGUUACUUACCUCCACAUCUCAAGCAAUGUUUUGCUUAUUGUUCCAUAUUUCCCCAAGACUAUGAAUUUGACAGAGAAGUUUUGAUUUUGUUAUGGAUGGCUGAAGGGUUUUUGCCAAUGGAUUCAAAAAGUAAAAAGAUGGAGGAAUUUGGAAAGGAAUACCUUGAAGAUCUCUUAUCAAGGUCAUUCUUUCAAUGUUCGAGUAAGAAUGCAUCCUUUCUCCAAAUGCAUGACCUCAUGCAUGACUUAGCUAUGUAUGUAUCAAAAUAUUUUUGUUUUAACUUGGAUUUGAGCACUGAUUUUAUCAUUAGUCCAGGCACUCGUCAUUUGUCAUAUAAAAAGGGGAUUUAUGCUAUCAACAAAUUUACGGGCUUGUAUGAAGCCAAGAGCUUGCGUACCAUAUUAGCAUUACCAUUCCAACAAUGCUAUAUGCAAAAUGUAGUCCUGUAUGAUUUGAUGCUUACAGCAGGAAGUUGUUUAAGAGUACUUGGUUUAAACGAAUUUUCUAUGAAGGAGUUGCCCGAUUCAAUUGGUAAUGUAAAGCAUUUAAGGUAUUUGGACUUAUCUUUCACUGAAAUUAAAAAGUUGCCUGAUGCAGUUUGCAAAUUGUAUUAUUUGCAGACCCUUUUGUUGGAAUGUUGCACUAGACUUGCUACAUUGCCGGCGAAGAUAGGGAAUUUAAUCAACAUGCGGUAUCUCUGCACUCCCCCUUGCUUAAAGGAGACACCACUAAUUGGUAACAUGACAAGUCUAUGUAAGUUAAGUGAUUUUUUUUUUGAUAAGAACAUCAAGUCUGGCAUGAAGCAACUGCAAAGCCUGAAAAAUCUAUGUGGGACUCUCCACAUUUAUGGACUAGAAAAUGUUGCUGAUUGUAGAGAUGCUUUGGAGGCCGAGUUAAAAAAUAAGAUGUUUGUUAAUAAGUUGAUAUUGAGAUGGGGUAUUAAUCACGCAACCAAUAAUAGUAAAGAAAGAGAAGUACUUGGCCAACUUGAACCUCAUGCAAAUUUGAAGGAACUUGAAAUCCAUAACUACAAAAGUGCCACUUUCCCAGAUUGGUUUGGAUCCAAUUUGUUAUCUAAUAUGAUACAGUGA
This is a messenger RNA of Humulus lupulus (European hop), 2222 nucleotides long. RefSeq names its product putative disease resistance RPP13-like protein 1. Bases 9 to 2222 code for a protein of 737 amino acids. Gene Ontology annotation, molecular function: ADP binding. The transcript has a single exon. NCBI's taxonomy places the organism in Eukaryota, Viridiplantae, Streptophyta, Magnoliopsida, Rosales, Cannabaceae. The record is from RefSeq and is a predicted model, not a curated record. Gene Ontology annotation, biological process: defense response to other organism.